Messenger RNA from Trichoderma virens Gv29-8, 558 nucleotides. RefSeq lists its product as uncharacterized. Bases 1 to 558 code for a protein of 185 amino acids. The record is from RefSeq and is a predicted model, not a curated record. Gene Ontology annotation, molecular function: 2 iron, 2 sulfur cluster binding. The transcript has 2 exons. NCBI's taxonomy places the organism in Eukaryota, Fungi, Ascomycota, Sordariomycetes, Hypocreales, Hypocreaceae.
AUGAGCUUCUUCGGGGCCCCAUCUCAGCUCGGCGGACAAUGGUUCUCUGUCGGCCUGGCCUCGUCGUUUCCCGACUCGGGGCUCGAUGAUGACAACUUGGCAAAAUACAGAUCGUGUAGUGCAGAGCUUAGGCCGGGAUGCAAAGUUUUUCAGGUGCCGAGAGAAGACAGCUCGCAAAGGGCAGAAGUUGCUAUUGGAGAGGAUGGGAUGUUGGAACUUUCUGAUAUGAAAGGUUUAAAAGACCAAGUUCUUGUAUUCAAGUACAAAGGGAAAUUUCACGCUGUUGAUCAUAAAUGCCCUCAUUCGUCCUACCCCCUCUCUCAAGCCACCCCAUUUGACAUCGAGGAUUUCGGCGUUGUGCUAAGUGCCGGAUUGGCCUGUCCAAAGCAUGACUGGUCGUUUGAUCUUUUUACCGGAACAGGGGACCGUGGAAAUUAUCAACUUGGAAUUUGGGAAACUCAAUUACGCGAAGUAGAGGGCUCGGAAACGCCGGCAGAUAAAGUCUCAGAUUCCACGGAACAGGAAGUAUGGGUUCGGAGAAGGCAGCGCAUCGGAUAG